Oxyura jamaicensis (ruddy duck) is the source of this 1850-nucleotide messenger RNA. It is a transcript of the gene CD5, whose product is annotated as CD5 molecule. Lineage: Eukaryota; Metazoa; Chordata; Aves; Anseriformes; Anatidae. Gene Ontology annotation, biological process: T cell costimulation. Gene Ontology annotation, cellular component: plasma membrane. The record is from RefSeq and is a predicted model, not a curated record. The coding region runs from base 296 to 1705 and encodes 469 amino acids. The transcript has 11 exons.
CCUGCAUGCCUGGCCCUGCCCGCAGCCCCCGGCCUACAGCCCCCCCCAGCAGGCAGCACCCACAGCCCCCGGCUGCACCCUACAGCCAUGCACCGGACCCGGCGAGGCAGAUGGCAGGUUGUGACUUCAAACGAGCGAGACGUGACGCAGAAAACCACAGAGGGAGGAAAAACAGCCUGUUCCUCCCCGUCCCCCCCUCAUCUCCCUUCCCCGGCCUGGGUACAGAGGCGUUGGUGCCCCGUGCUCAGCCGCCAGCGCUGGGGAGGAGGAGGAGGAGGAGGCAGCCAGCGGCCCCAUGGCAGCCUGGCCGCCCGCCCUGCGCCUGCUGCUCGCGCUGGGGACAUGGGCAAUCUGCAGCCACGGAGGAGCAGCCCUGGGCCCUACAGCCCCCCUCCUGCGGCUCACCGGUGGCAGCUGCCGCUGUGCCGGGAAGCUGGAGGUGGACAUGGGGAGAGGCUGGAGCCCCGUGUGCUGGGACGUGGGGAAGCGGGCCACGGCCAGCAUCUGCCAGCAGCUGGGCUGUGGCCCCCCCGCUGCCGCCGGCCACUUUGUGGUGGACAGCAACAAGGAGCCACGGGUGCAGGCGGUGCGGUGCGCUGGGAUGGACAAGUGCCGCUGGCAGCCGGCUAACUGCAGCAGCCACGCCGCCUUCGCCUGCAGUGAGCCGGCGACCACCACCACCAAGCCUCCACCUCCGCCACCGACCACCAGCCCGGAGCCCACCGGCCCCCCCAGGCUGCGGCUGGUGGACAGCAACUUCAGCUGCUCGGGCUUUGUGGAGCUCCACGUGCGGGGGUGGUGGGGGGCCGUGGCGAGCAGCCCGGGCAAUUGGAUGGAGCUGGCUGCCCGCAUCUGCAGCACGCUUGGCUGCGGCAGCCCCAUCGACAGCCCCGCGGCCCCGCAGAGGAGCCAGCUCCUCGUGAAGUGGGAGGCAGUGGAGCCGUGCAGCAGCCCCGAGCUCCUCGACUGCUUCAACAGGACCCGAGACGGGCGCGGGAGAAAGCCCGCCUUCCUCACCUGCUCAGGUUCCCAGCCGCAGGCGGUGCGGAGGCUGGCGGGUGGCCCCACGCCCUGCGAGGGGGACAUCGAGGUGUUCCAGCAGGGCCGCUGGACGGUGCUGUGCGACCAUCGGGCGCAGCGCAACGAGUGGGGCCGGCAGCUGUGCAGGGAGCUGCGCUGCGGCAACCUCUCCUCCAGCACCGCGGUCUGGGAGCCGCCUUCCAUGGGGGUCAGCUGCAGCGCCCGCCACCUGCACCUCUGCCUGGACAGCCCCGGGCCACUCCGCUCCUGCCCCCGCACCCGAGUCGUGUGCCAGGACUCGAAGCCGCGUCCCGCCGGCGUAGCAGCGGGCACCGUGGCGAGCAUCUGCCUGGCCCUGCUCCUCUUCGGCAUCCUCCUGCUUAUCUGCGGCCCUCCCGCCUACAGGUGGCUGAUGAAGAAAAUCUCCAAGAAGAAGCAGCGGCAGUGGAUCGGCCCCACGGGGCUCAACCAGAACGUCUCCUUCCACCGCAACAGCACCGUCACCCUGAGGCCGCGGGCGGACGGGCAGAGGGCGCAGGGGGGGGACAACGACUACGCUCAGCCCCCCCAGAAGAGCUCCUACCUGUCGGCAUACACAGCCCUGGAAGGCGCAGCGCGAUCUUCCAACCCUCCGGACAACUCCUCUGACAGCGACUACGACCUGCAGUCUGCCCGCAGGCUGUGACCCUGACAGGUAGGGGCGGCCCAGCUGCGGCUACUCAAAUUUUGGCAAACCACCUUGCUUCCUGCCCUCCCUCCUCGCCCUGCAGACUGAGGUGGGAUUCAGCACAUGGAGAGAGGUAAAGCAUGAGCUGAACAGAGCUGGCGGA